Molecule: messenger RNA, 1380 nt
Organism: Neomonachus schauinslandi (Hawaiian monk seal)
Lineage: Eukaryota; Metazoa; Chordata; Mammalia; Carnivora; Phocidae
Gene: FAM124B
Product: family with sequence similarity 124 member B
Exons: 2
Coding region: 1-1380 (459 amino acids)
Cellular component (GO): nucleoplasm
Source: RefSeq, a predicted model, not a curated record
AUGGACGGGACACCGGAGCCUCUGGCCAUGACCGUCCACCUGCUCGCCAACUCUGGGCAUGGCUCGCUUCUGCAGCAAACUCUGGAUCAGCUCCUGGACUGCAUUUGCCCAGACGUGCGUCCCUUUCUGGUGUCAGAACGGGUCAGUCCAGUGAAAUACUAUGACAAGUGCCACUGCAAGUGCUCACGGUUCCCGGGGAUGUCUGUGUUGCUCUUCCUGCACGAGAGCCUGGGAGAGGAGCGGCUCUUUCGGGUUCUUGACUCCCUCCAGCGCUGGCCAUGGCACUGCUACCCCGCCCCGAACGCUCACGGGGCGCCGUGUCCCUACAUCCUUGCCAACCAGGAGUUCUACAGUGUGGACAGCCAGAUGCCCGUCUGGGGUGUGAGGCAGGUGCACUGCGGCUCCGAGGUCCUGAGGGUGACACUCUACUGCAGUUUUGAUAACUACGAGGAUGCCAUCAGACUCUAUGAGUUGAUCCUGCAGAAGGAAGCCACCGUGCAGAAAAGCAACUUCUGUGUCUUCGUGCUCCAUGCCACUGAGAGCUUCGCUCUGCAGUUCUCCCUGGCGCAGCUGCCCCUUGGAAUGUCAGUGGACCCCAAAGAAUCUUCUGUGCUGCAGUUCAAGGUUCAAGAGAUAGGCCAGUUAGUACCCCUCCUACCCCAUCCGUGCGUCCCCAUCAGCCGCACCAGGUGGCAGACACAGGACUACGAUGGCAAUAAGAUCCUGCUUCAGGUCCAGUUGAAUACAGGACUUGGUGUCAGGAAUGGCGAGCUUUCCUUUCUGAAUGGCACCUCGGGAGCUGACACACUUCUCCAGGGCUCCCGGCUGAUCUCUGUCUCCACAAGAAGGACCCUGGAGCCACAAUGCCGAAGGAACCGGUCCAGGAGGCUCAAGGUGGGCUCUCUGGAGUGUGCGGAGCCUGCUGAGAGCCCUGUGUCAGACAGCUUUAGUGGCACCUCGUGGAAAAGCCCUGGCUGCUUGUACCAGGACAAGAGCUCCGCAAUGGGCGUCCAGAUGCAUCUGCCUUCUCCCCACCUCCAACCUGGGGCCAGAAGAAAGGUCCUCAGCCUGCAAGACAGCUUUGGGAAGCUGGAGGCAGAAACGAAUGUUGACACGGGGUGCACCGUGGUCAAUUCUGGACCCCAACAGUCUUUUCUGAGCAGAUUUUCAAGGGAUGUCCGGACCAGCAAUGCACCACCCUGCUUGCCAGACUCUUCCUCAGGGGCAACUGCCUCCAAGAACAAUAGAAUCUUUAAGGCAAGUACCCAUUCUUUGUCACUUGCUGGCCAAAGGGACCUUGGUGCAAGGAAGAUAAUCUCACAAUGUCCCCUUCACCUGCCAGUCCAGGGUGAAGAAAAAGAAGAAGAAUUCUUUAUAUAG